CCGAACUGACCAUCCAGAAAGGUGAGGCGAAUGUGCUCUUUGCAUCGUUGAGCAGGCCAAACUAACGGGUUCUGUUUGAAGGAAACAUCAUGGCCAGCCAGCCGCCGCUUUUCAGGGAUCCUUGGGCGAAGAGAGAGGCCUGGCGGAAGCAUCCCGUCUUUUCAAAUAGAGCCAUGUUUUCCAGCCUGUUCCCCGGCUUAGGCAUAGCCGUAGUCGCUUUCACUGCUUAUGUCGUUGCGGACACCUUUUACGCGAAAUCUCAUGGUCAAGGACACGGACACUGAUGGCUAGACCUUCAUGUACGCACGUGGUCUUCCUCGCCAUGAGAUUCGGAUGUUGACUUGCGGGGACUCAGGGUUCAUGCAGGGGCUUACCAGUAGCUUAUUUCACUUCUGGCUCUCCAUUGCAUAGCCUGGUUACCUGCUCCCUGUACCCUACCGUCAGUGCGAGGACCGGUGGUAAUUUACAGUCACCCUGCGUAUCCAUGCAGUCGGGUGGCCAGAACUACUUUUGUAGAUCGUUCGGAUCUUCACUGACGUGGACUACGCAUGACCCAUCUCACUGUCCCGUUCUCAAUGCCAUAUUAGAAGGUA
Pisolithus orientalis is the source of this 593-nucleotide messenger RNA. RefSeq names its product NADH dehydrogenase 1 beta subcomplex subunit 3. Gene Ontology annotation, biological process: mitochondrial respiratory chain complex I assembly; electron transport chain. Bases 90 to 284 code for a protein of 64 amino acids. Lineage: Eukaryota; Fungi; Basidiomycota; Agaricomycetes; Boletales; Pisolithaceae. The record is from RefSeq and is a predicted model, not a curated record. The transcript has a single exon. Gene Ontology annotation, cellular component: mitochondrion.